Messenger RNA from Gracilinanus agilis (Agile Gracile Mouse Opossum), 1330 nucleotides. RefSeq names its product 1-acylglycerol-3-phosphate O-acyltransferase 4 (gene AGPAT4). NCBI's taxonomy places the organism in Eukaryota, Metazoa, Chordata, Mammalia, Didelphimorphia, Didelphidae. Gene Ontology annotation, cellular component: mitochondrial outer membrane; endomembrane system. The transcript has 8 exons. The coding region runs from base 1 to 1134 and encodes 377 amino acids. The record is from RefSeq and is a predicted model, not a curated record. Gene Ontology annotation, molecular function: 1-acylglycerol-3-phosphate O-acyltransferase activity.
AUGGACCUCAUUGGGUUUCUGAAGUCUCAGUUCCUAUGCCAUUUAAUCAUUUGUUAUAUAUUCAUCGUGUCAGGGCUGAUCAUAAACACUAUUCAGCUCUUCACCCUUGUUCUCUGGCCGAUCAACAAACAACUCUACAGGAAGAUCAACUGCAAACUGGCGUACUGCAUUUCAAGCCAGUUGGUGAUGCUGCUGGAAUGGUGGUCAGGUACUCAGUGCACGCUCUACACGGACCCCAAGGAUUAUGUCAAGUACGGGAAGGAAAAUGCCAUCGUAAUCCUUAACCACAACUUUGAAAUCGACUUUCUCUGUGGUUGGAACUUUUGUGAACGAUUUGGGGUCUUAGGGAGCUCCAAAGUACUGGCUAAGAAAGAACUUUCUUAUGUCCCUGUAAUUGGAUGGAUGUGGUAUUUCCUGGAAAUAGUAUUCUGUUCCCGCAAGUGGGAGGAAGAUCGUGAGACAGUCAUCAAGGGUUUGCUAAAUCUCCGAGACUAUCCUGAAAACUUCUGGUUUCUGAUUCAUUGCGAGGGCACCAGAUUCACCCAGCAGAAGCACCAGAUCAGUAUGCAGGUAGCAGAAUCUAAAGGCUUGCCGAAACUCAAAUACCACCUGCUUCCGCGCACAAAGGGAUUUGCUGUCACUGUGAAGUGUUUAAGAAAUGUAGUUACAGCCGUGUAUGACUCUACACUCAAUUUCAAAAACAAUGAAAAUCCAACACUCCUGGGGGUCUUAAGUGGAAAGAAAUAUCAGGCAGAUUUAUAUGUAAGAAGAAUUCCAUUAGAAGAAGUCCCAGAAGAUGAAGAACAGUGUUCCAGAUGGCUCCAUAAGCUUUAUCAAGAAAAGGAUGCCUUUCAGGAGGGAUACUACAGGACUGGCACGUACCCCGGCACUCCUAUCGUACCACCUCGGCGAUCUUGGACUCUCCUGAUUUGGCUUUUCUGGGCUCUGUUGCUUCUCUACCCCUUGUUCCAACUCAUAGUUAACAUGAUCAGCAGUGGUUCGUCACUGACGCUGGCCAGUUUUGCCCUUGUCAUUUUUGUGGCAUCCGUUGGUGUUCGGCGCAUGAUCUCGGUGACAGAAAUUAACAAAGGUUCUACCUAUGGAAACAACGAUAACAAGCAGAAACAAAAGUGAUUGGUUCAGGGACUCCUUUUCAUCCAAAGGGAACUUCAGAAAACUCUUGAUUCUCCUCGGAAGGACAGAGUGAUGAAGGUUGGAUGAGAGACUACUGGUGAUAUAUCUAAAGCCACCCUCCCGUUUGGGCAGGGGCUUGGUCUCAAAGCCAGAUGGGGAAGAAGAUGUAUUCUAAAUCCCCUCUCCUAACAUUUUU